AUGUCAAUUCACGACGCUGAAUUCCGCAGACCGAUCCUCUACCUGGACACUCAAUAUCGCGCCCACCUCUACCCUGACACGACUACCACACGCAGCCUGUUUAAGCAGUCGGCAGCAAAUUACUACAUGCUCAUUGCUAAUCGCUCAUCGAACGCCGUUGUUGGCUACAGCUUUGCAAAGUCAGAUGCGAGUGAAGGACCAAAGGCGCAGCCAGUGUGGAGUUUCCAGCUGCCAAUCACCGGCACGCCUCAAAUACUCAAUCUAAUGGUCACUUUCAAGCGCGCCAAUGAGCACGUUCACUCGCAAGGUCGUGUUCUGGGCGAUCGGAACGUUCUGUACAAGUACCUUAAUCCCAAUUUGGUGUCUAUCGUCUGGGAGUCAAUUGACUCGCAGGAGAAACCUCUUAUCACUCUCUACCUGCUUGAUGCGUAUUCGUAUUUCAAUGAAAAGAUGCGUAGAAAUGAGAUUUCUUCUAUUGAGUUGUACGAAGGAUUUGAGCAGGUUAACGCUACGGCUUUCAGCUCUAUUGGUCGUGACCUACUGGCGCUGCCGAUUGUCGAACAGGCGAGCUUCAUUUUCCCGACUGGCAUCGGCCUGAUGACCGACACUGAAACCCAGAAGGGCAUCACCAAUAAGCAUAUUCUCAUUUCAUUGCCGACCGGUGGCCUGUUGGAGCUGCCCCGAGCGUUCCUCGAUCCACGGCGCCCGAUCAAGCCGACACAGGAGCACGCCGAAGAGGGCUUGAUUCCCUAUGUACCAGAGUUGCCCAUUCCGUCUGAAGCACUGAUCAACUACAACAAGACCAUUUUCGGCGUUCGCGGCAUUCAAACUGGACCAACCUCGCUUGAGUCGACCUCACUAGUCUUUGCUUAUGGGCUAGACAUCUUCUAUGCCCGCAUCACUCCUUCCAAGACAUUUGACAUUCUCAAGGACGACUUUGAUUUCCUUCUCAUUGCUGCUGUCCUCAUUGCACUCAUAACAUUCAGCUACUUAGCAAAGGCACUUGCUGCACGAAAAUCACUCAACGCUGCGUGGAAGUAG
Rhagoletis zephyria (snowberry fruit fly) is the source of this 1041-nucleotide messenger RNA. Lineage: Eukaryota; Metazoa; Arthropoda; Insecta; Diptera; Tephritidae. The record is from RefSeq and is a predicted model, not a curated record.